GGGCUAUUUGGCCGAAUUUGAAAGAAAAAAAAAAGUUGAAGCUGAAGAAAAGUUACUUUAUCUAGGUGAAAUCAUAAAAAAAAAAAGUUAAGGUUCAAAAGAAUUUACAGAAAGGGAUUUUUUUUGUCGAAAUUGAAAUAACAAAAGAACAAUAUUUGGAGCUAAAGUUUUCCAAAUACAAGCGACUUUUUCUGGACUUUUGAACUCAUAAAUUUGGAAAAGGAAAAAGAAAUUAGGUUGAGCCAAAGGAGAAGAAUAAGAAAGGAAAAGGCCAGUCCUCUUUCUGUGAAGAAUCAAAUCAAAAUGCAUGCACCAGUUUGGGGUCCUCAGCUAGGAAAUUUGUUCAAUCAUUCAUGCCUAAUAGCAAACAGGUUGCGGGCAUUUUCUUCAUCAGCUUACUCUAACCAGUCUCGCGGUGGCCUUCCUCGCUUCUACUCUGAGAAGCUCCCUCCUUCCAAGGAUGGUGUUGUUCGUGUUAAAGGUGAUGAAUUCUGGCACAUGACCAGGGUUUUAAGGUUGACAGUUCAUGAUAGGGUAGAACUAUUUGACGGAAAAGGAGGAUUAGUUGAAGGUUGUAUACAGAGCGUUGAUCAGACAGGAUUGGACAUUGUGGCUCUCGAGAAUCCAAAGUCAGUAUCUCCUCAUAGCACGCAGUGGCGUAUCUAUGCUGCAUUUGGUACUCUGAAGGGAGGCCGAGCCGAUUGGCUUGUGGAGAAAUGUACGGAGUUAGGAGCCUGCAGUGUGACCCCCUUAUUGACGGAACGGUCUCCUUCCAUAUCAGAAAAUCGCGUGGACAGAUUACAACGUGUCAGUUUUGCUGCAGCUAAACAAUGCCAACGGCUGCAUGAAAUGGUUCUAAAUCCUCCUGCAAAAAUUGGUGCACUUUUACCUCUUGUCAAAAAUUCAAAGCUUGCAUUUAUUGCUGUGGCAGAAGCUAAACCAGUAUUUAGUGCUUUAAGUUCCAUUAAGAAAGAAUCAGCUGGACUGAUGAUAAUUGGACCAGAAGGAGACUUAACAGAAAAGGAGUUAAACAUGAUCCUGGAGGCUGGGGCAACUGCUGUUGGGCUUGGACCGCAUCGUCUACGAGUUGAAACUGCUACAGUAGCUCUGUUGUCAGCUUUAAUGUUGUGGGGUGACAACCAGGAAACAUCAAAGGUCUAGCAACACUAGCAGGAAAAGACUAAAAUGUGUUACAGGAUUUCUGUUUUGGUUACUGAGAUUAAGUUUCCUGGCCCCCACUUUUGAUAAACCAUUGAUCACUAGCUCAAGAGGCUGAAUUGUAAUAACAGAGGUCCAUGCUCUCGCCGAUUUAUACACUUAUUUAGAUGACAAAUAAAUAAUUAGUUAUGUUUUAGGUUGUGCUCAUAUGCUGAGGGCUCCCAAGAAAGCUGCAAUUUAGCAUUAUCAAAGAAUUCAUAAGCGAAGGCGAAAGAAGAAAGGACAAUGAUCAAUUAUUUGCUUAUUUGUGUCUGGCCUCACCCUCGCCCCAUUUUGGGAAGCCCAGUGUGUUAUCCUUGAUACAACGUUUCUGAGCUUGUCCAGCUUUACUUGUCUUUGUAAUCCCAAGUAAAAUCUGGUGGUAUUGAAUCCCGCAAAUGAUUUUGUUAACUUUUGGCCAAUUGUUAAAGUUUCGAAUUUCUACCUCAGUGGUAAGUGAUGGCGUUGAAGUCCUUUUUUAAGUUUGCGUUUGUGCUUACUUUUCUGCAAGUUAUGUAUAAACUUGUCUUCAAUACGGAGAAAGUAUAAUUUACCUGCUCUUUUA
Nicotiana tabacum (common tobacco) is the source of this 1762-nucleotide messenger RNA. RefSeq lists its product as uncharacterized. The record is from RefSeq and is a predicted model, not a curated record. Gene Ontology annotation, biological process: rRNA base methylation. Gene Ontology annotation, molecular function: rRNA (uridine-N3-)-methyltransferase activity. Lineage: Eukaryota; Viridiplantae; Streptophyta; Magnoliopsida; Solanales; Solanaceae.